Molecule: messenger RNA, 1949 nt
Organism: Pararge aegeria (speckled wood butterfly)
Lineage: Eukaryota; Metazoa; Arthropoda; Insecta; Lepidoptera; Nymphalidae
Product: stress protein DDR48
Exons: 5
Coding region: 130-1392 (420 amino acids)
Source: RefSeq, a predicted model, not a curated record
AAAGUAUGUAUGAGAGUUGACUGUAUAGUUUAUAGUAAUUUUAUAGGCUAAACAGGUUUAGCAUAGGUCAGUGCCUUGCUAAGUGUGGUUUGUAGAUAGGAUGCGCUAGGUUUCUGCAUUUCUAUAAAAAUGGAUCGAUUGCCGAUAUUGAUUUGUAUAGCAGCACUAACAUGUAUUCUGCACUGCCAAGGUGAAGGAGAAACGGUUCUAUCAGCUGUCUUAACUCCUAACGAGAAAUCUCUGCUACGGCAAGGAAGAAGCUACUACGAGAGAUAUGGCUACGGUCGACCGUACGACAGGUUAGACGACAGACCGUCAAGGUGCGGCCGAUGUGAUGACGAUGAUGAUGAUGACGAUGAUGAUUAUGAUAGAGGGCGAGGCAGAGAUGACGAUAGACGAUCCAACAGACCAACAUACGGCAGCAGGAAUGACAAGAAUGAUAGAAAUAAAUACGAUGAUGAUGAUAACAGAAGAUACGAUGAUAGAAAUGAUAGAAACAACAAAAACGGAACUGAUGACAGUGAUGAUAGGAAACAUAACGAUGACAAAGACGAAAAGCCUCAUCGAAGAAGGAACAAGAACAGAAAUAGAUACGACGAGAGAGACAGAUAUAGGCCUGAUUACUACGACCGCUUUUUAAGGGAUCCGUACAGAGAUAGGUACGAUGAUCCAUAUAGGCGGCCUGCUUACGACAGGUAUUACCCGGAUAGGUAUGACGAUUAUGGAAGAGAUGGGUAUUACUCUUCAUCGGGUUAUAGACGGCCGUUGUAUGAGGACAGAUAUGAUAGGGGUAGUGGAUAUUUGGAUGGUUACGGUGGAUAUGGACCAGGAGUCGGACGAGGACCUCAUGAAAGUUUCAGGCCAUGGGAUGAGACGUAUCGGGGUCAGGCGGGCUGGGAUUCGGCUGGUCGCGGUUACUACUUCGCUUCAGGUCGACCGGAUUCCACUGCUUGGGGGCAACAGCAAUACGCUAGGCCUGCUACGUCUAGUGGCGGUUUGCAGAACGUUGGCUACACAACCGGGUAUAGUGGAGGAUACAGCGGCUACAGGGAUCCGGUAUACCGAGGAUCCGCGUACGCCGGGGCCGCUGGAGGAUACCAGGAUCUGAAUGCAGGAGGAUACAGCCAGUCCAGCGGCUGGCGUAAUGUAGGGGAGCGAAGACCUUACCGGGAUCAGAGCGGCGUGGCACAUUUAGACACAAAAGUGACUCAAGAACAAGCCCCUACGUACGACCGUUACGGACAGAAUCGACCGAGCUACCAACCGAACACGUACUCGCCCCAAUCAGGGAGCUACUCGCAGAGCUCCUCCUCAACUCCUGGCACCAGCUACCUCUUCCAGAGAGAGGAUGAGGUGGUUACGCAGCCAGACACCACUGUGCCUCCAGCGUAGGGGUACAUAAAAUUUAGGGUAAUAUUAUUAAUGCGAAAGUAUGUUUGUUUCCAAUCAACUUCAUUUUAAACAUAGAGUUUUUUGAAAGAACGGUGAAUAACCUAUGCUAAUGUCUAUCCCAGGAUAACAAAUUGUUCUCACGGGAUUUGUAAAAGACGCGGACUGGCAAAACAGGCAACAGCUCUUUAUAAAUUGAUAUAUAAGAUUGGAUAGAUAAAAGCAUUACUUUAUUGAAGUCCAUGACAUGUAAUGAACAGUAAAGCGAAGGUCACGAAAAGGCAUCGGACUUGCUUCCUUACUUAUUUUCAAGUUUAAAUCAAGUGUGCGACCAUUAACAAGACACUCAAACGGACUUUACUUUGGAUUGGCCGCGCGCAGGACUCAAUAUAAACGCCGUCGCGAACGCAGGUUUUGUCGCCGCGAUUUGGCUUUGCCUUUAGCGGCAUUAAAUCACAAUACUCUUGCUGAAACGGGCAAGUAAAAACCUUUCACAAUGAUACGAUUAUUCCAAUCUCAACACACUUAUCUUGGAAUUUAAUUACUGAAAAGAUGGUGAA